AUUAAAAGAUGGCAGCGUCGUGUCGAUUUCUUGUCAGAUUCAAUACUUUGCAAAAAUGCAUUCUUUCUGUAAAUGCAAAUGCAGAGUGUUCUAUCUCUUCUGCAUUGGGCGGAAUUCGACAUAAAUCUACAAUCUCUCAGUCAGAGCAGCAUCAAUAUGAUCUUGUCAUUGUUGGUGGUGGGAUUGUUGGUGCAGCUACAGCCCAAGAGCUGAUCACUCGUCACCCAAAUUUGAAGUUAGCAAUAUUAGAGAAAGAGAAGGAAUUAGCUGCCCACCAGAGUGGACAUAACAGUGGUGUGAUCCAUGCUGGUAUCUACUAUGUACCUGGUACACUCAAGGCCAGGCUCUGUGUUAAAGGCAUGGAGAUGGCCUAUAAAUACUGUGACAAACAUCAAAUACCUUACAAGAAAUGUGGCAAGCUGAUUGUAGCUGUAGAACCAGAAGAGUUGCCUAGGUUGGAUGUUUUGAUGGAGCGUGGGCUUAAAAAUGGGGUCAAAGACAUUAGGAUGGUUGGACCUGACGCUAUUAAAGAGAUUGAACCUAAUUGUGUGGCUCUGAAGGCUAUCCACUCACCACACACUGGCAUCAUAGACUGGGGAUUGGUUACUAAACACUAUGGCAAAGAAUUUGAGAAGCGUGGUGGAAAUAUCUACACAAAUUAUGAAGUGGACACAUUUCUGACUAAGGCCGAGAGCAAAGAGGGAAGUAUUCAAGGGCUCACCCACAAUGUGGAAAUACAUGGAAGUAACCCUGCGAAUCCUGUUGUAAGCUGUCGUUAUGUUGUGACUUGCGGUGGUCUUCACUCUGAUAGACUAGCAGAGAAAUCAGGCUGCAACCCUGAACCAAAAAUUGUGCCUUUCAGAGGAGAGUAUUUACUGCUAGCACCAGAAAAAUGUAACAUGGUCAAUGGAAAUAUCUAUCCUGUUCCGGACCCAAGAUUCCCAUUUUUAGGUGUACAUUUCACACCGAGAAUGGACGGCAGUGUCUGGCUGGGUCCUAAUGCUGUCUUGGCUUUUAAGAGGGAAGGCUAUGGAUACACCCAAUUUAGUCUUUCAGACUUUGUAGAUGCUGUCAGCUUUAGGGGCUUACGUAAACUGGCAGUCAAACAUUUAGGUUAUGGCAUUCAAGAGAUGUACAAAAGUAUUUAUAUUAAUGCUCAAGUCAAACAGUUACAAAAGUUUGUUCCAUCAUUGAAGCUUGAAGAUGUUAGAAGGGGUCCUGCUGGAGUGCGAGCUCAAGCACUGGACCGUGAUGGAAAACUUGUGGAUGACUUUGUAUUUGACAGUGGUUCAGUAGACAUGAGUAGCAGAGUUUUGCAUGUCAGAAAUGCUCCAUCACCUGCUGCCACAUCUUCUCUGGCUAUAGCUGAAAUGGUUGCUGACAGAGUUGAGCAACAGUUUCAACUUUAGUUUGAAUUUAGUGCAGCUUGUACACAAUUGUCUAGGUGUGUAUGCCUUGACAUCAAUCUAAAGUGAAACAUAGUUUUAGCUACUUUUUCAUUUUGAAAGAUUUUGUUAUAAUACCAUGGGUCUGUAGUUAUUUUUUUUUAAACGUUAUGAAAUGAUUGAGAUUUGCCUAAAUUUAUUCUUUUUAUAAUUUUAUAUUGAGAUUGAAACUGCCUCUCUAUAUUUUAUUAUCAAUAUAGGUCAAUGGCCGCAUUGUUUGUUUUUUUGCUAAUGCUCAAAACAUUUAAUGUUUUUUUUUUUCUUCUUUUUCAUACUUUUACUUAUUCUAUGCAGAUCUUUGUUUCAUUUCAACAUGAUUCUGAAUUGUGAUAGUAUUAUGUGUAUAGUUUCAGAAGGGUAUAUUGAUUACUUUAGAUACAUUUAUAUUGGUAUACAUUUUUUUCCAGUGCUUGUAUGCUGUUGAUUUUUUUUAUUAAUAUGUAUUUGACUUGUUUCAGUCAAGUAUUGGUCAGUUGUAUUGUUUUCUGUUCAUUAUGUUACUUCUUAAGCAUAAUCUUAACUAGCAUUUGUUAGUUGAUAAUUGUUUGCAUCAAUCAAAUGAAACCUCUGAUGUAACUUAUCUGUACAUAUCAUGUUGUGAUUGUAUUAAAAGGUUUUAGAUGAAGAAGAGUGGGACCUAGUCUCCAGUAAAAUCUGAGGGUUAUUUAAGUACAGUAUAUUUUUAAAGUAAAUAAUUGUUUCAUUUUCAUGUAAGUCUUUGUAUGUUACUAAUGUUUUAAGUGAUGAAAUGUGAUCAUCUUAAUUAAUGUGAAUGCAUGUCUUGUCCAGGGACAUUAAUACUAAUGUUUGGAAAAGGUUUGUAAAUUUUGACAUUUAUACAGAUACUCUGCUAGUUUCUUGACUGCUGCCAUGUCAAGUGAGCUCAUUAGUAUUGGGGUGGAUAAAUAUUAAAUUGUUAUUCAUUUCAAAAUUUUUAUUAGAAACAGUAAGAUAUAAUGGAUUGACUGUUGAUUUUAUUUUAGAAUGUGAUACCUAUGAAAAUAAAACCUAAUGAGUCUUAGAAUGUUUCAAUAUUCUGGAACCUGAAUUCUAUUUGAACUGUGCGGGUGAGAUAAUGAACCAGGUUUAAAACUUAUUUUAGGUGUUAAGCAAAUAUUUUAUUAUUUAUAUUAGAAAUACAAAGUGUGACUUAAUUGUGCAACUUUAAAAAUAAACCUAAAAAAAAAAGGUUUUGAAAAAAUCGAGUGAUUUCUUCACUCUUAACAACUAAUGUAUGAUCAAUUUUAAAAAAGGACAUUUAUAACCCCCCUUCCUUUCUGAAAACAUUCUGACUAUGCCUAUUUUUAGAUCUACUCAGAGUAUAAAAGAUUCUAUUUUGAUAUAGAUCCAGACUUGGAAACAUCAAAAGACAGUAGUCUAGACUAGAGUACUGGAUCGUUAGACCAGCUAAUUUGUACACUUGAAGGACUAUUUAUUUAUUCAACUUUUUAUUGAAUCAUAUUCAAACACAUUUUGGUCUUGGGAAUUCCCACUAUUGCAUGUUCAAAAUUGACAAAAUUUAAUUUGAAGAUGAUUAUAUUUUGAAAAAUUAUAAGGGUCAAACCAGAGUUUUCACUGUGUGGUCAAUUAGGUUUUUUAUUUCCCAAAGAUAUACAUUAACUGUCAAAUUUCUAGGAAAAUUGUUAGAGCCAUUUUUUGAAAUCUGUGUCCAUCCACCCAUGAAGGGUUUGCAAGCUCAUAAGAGGAAUUGUAAGAACAUUGUCUCAGAAAUUUUUUUUUAGUCCACUAGGACUUAAACAUGUGUAUGAAAAUCUGUUCAUUCUACAAUUUGUAACACUUGUGUUGAAAACCUCUGUUCAGACAUGAUGUGAACAUAUGUAUUAAAUACUUCUGUUGAAACUAGAACAUUUUGUGAAAUAUUGGGGUUGUUAUCUUAACCUUUGUCUUAAUGGGCAGUCUGUAUUUAGAUUUAUAUAUCAUUAUGUGUGUAGUAAUUCACUAUUGGUUCUUGUAGAUAACAUCUAACUUCAUAAUAUUAAACAGGUCUCUCUAUUGUUCAAAAUACGUAUUUGUAAUGUCAGAUAUAAUGUGACAUCAGUUUGUACACAACUCAUAUAACACUUGUUCUUAAUGCUAUAAGGGGGCCUGAAAUGGGCUAAUUUGUCACAAAAAAAAAGCGCUGAAACUACUGUAAACCUAUUUAUUUUCAGUGCUACAAUUUUCCUCGUAAGUUUUAUGUGCCCUUAAUUAAUGAUGUACUUUUCCAAGUAAGCUUGCCAUGUUGUAUUAAUGUGAUAAAUUGAAAUACAGGUGCUAAUAGAUAUUGAUCA
Molecule: messenger RNA, 3736 nt
Organism: Biomphalaria glabrata
Lineage: Eukaryota; Metazoa; Mollusca; Gastropoda; Planorbidae
Product: L-2-hydroxyglutarate dehydrogenase, mitochondrial-like
Exons: 9
Coding region: 9-1409 (466 amino acids)
Molecular function (GO): (S)-2-hydroxy-acid oxidase activity; (S)-2-hydroxyglutarate dehydrogenase activity
Source: RefSeq, a predicted model, not a curated record